This is a messenger RNA of Pneumocystis murina B123, 678 nucleotides long. Its product is annotated as GTP cyclohydrolase I. Gene Ontology annotation, biological process: tetrahydrofolate biosynthetic process; tetrahydrobiopterin biosynthetic process. The record is from RefSeq and is a predicted model, not a curated record. Gene Ontology annotation, molecular function: zinc ion binding; GTP cyclohydrolase I activity; GTP binding. Bases 1 to 678 code for a protein of 225 amino acids. The transcript has 7 exons. NCBI's taxonomy places the organism in Eukaryota, Fungi, Ascomycota, Pneumocystomycetes, Pneumocystales, Pneumocystaceae. Gene Ontology annotation, cellular component: cytoplasm.
AUGGAAAAAAGGAAAAAAGAAAAUAAUAAUGAUCAAAAAAAAAAGUCUUUAGAGGAAUUUGAAUGGCAAACAAAUAAUAUUAAUAAACGCUUAAAGGAAUCAGCUAAAGAGAGAAAAAAACGAAUUAAACGACUUUCAAAUGCACUUAGUAUUGUUCUCGAAUGUCUUGGUGAAGAUUUAGCACGAGAAGGCUUAAAAAAAACACCAGAAAGAUAUGCAAAAGCAAUGCUUUUUUUUACAAAAGGUUAUGAAGAUAAUAUAUCGGAUAUUAUAAAUGGAGCAAUUUUUACAGAAGAUCAUAAUGAAAUGGUAAUUAUUCGAGAUAUUGAUAUGUUUUCUUUGUGUGAACAUCAUCUUGUACCGUUUACGGGAAAAGUUUCAGUUGGAUAUAUUCCCAAUAAAAAAGUGAUUGGUCUUUCUAAAAUUGCACGUGUUGUAGAAAUGUUUUCUCGUCGAUUACAAUUGCAAGAAAGACUUACAAAGCAAAUUGCAGUUACUCUUUGGAAAAUGCUAAAACCACGAGGUCUUGGCAUAAUUAUUGAGGCAAGUCAUUUAUGUAUGAUUAUGAGAGGUGUUCAAAAACCAGGAAGUGUUACUAUUACAAGUCAUAUGCUUGGUACAUUUAGAGAAGCAUCUAAAACAAGAAAAGAAUUCCUAACAUUAAUUUCCAAAAAAUAA